AUGCCUGAGCCCGCCAAGUCCGCUCCCGCCCCGAAGAAGGGUUCCAAGAAGGCCGUCACCAAGGAGAGUUACUCGGUGUACGUGUACAAGGUGCUGAAGCAAGUGCACCCCGACACCGGCAUCUCCUCUAAGGCCAUGGGCAUCAUGAAUUCGUUCGUGAACGACAUCUUCGAGCGCAUCGCGGGCGAGGCGUCGCGCCUGGCGCAUUACAACAAGCGCUCGACCAUCACGUCCCGGGAGAUCCAGACGGCCGUGCGCCUGCUGCUGCCCGGGGAGCUGGCCAAGCACGCCGUGUCCGAGGGCACCAAGGCCGUCACCAAGUACACCAGCUCCAAGUGAGUUCGCGCAACUCACUCCUACUCCAAAGGCUCUUUUCAGAGCCACCAAA
This is a messenger RNA of Mastomys coucha (southern multimammate mouse), 388 nucleotides long. RefSeq names its product histone H2B type 1-like. Bases 1 to 339 code for a protein of 112 amino acids. Lineage: Eukaryota; Metazoa; Chordata; Mammalia; Rodentia; Muridae. The transcript is spliced from 2 exons. Gene Ontology annotation, cellular component: nucleosome. Gene Ontology annotation, molecular function: protein heterodimerization activity; DNA binding; structural constituent of chromatin. The record is from RefSeq and is a predicted model, not a curated record.